AUGAACGAUUCAAUCAGUAGCCCCAUUAAGGCCACGUGUAGAGACAUGGCCCUUAAAAGUAGUUUACAUUCUUUCACAUUUAGUUUGAAAGAUUUUGAUAUAGCCGGAUUUUUGGGCGAUGGAGCACAUGGUAGUGUAUUUUUGGCUUGUGAGAGGAGAACCAAUUUUAUAUGCGUAUUAAAAUGUAUAUCUAAAUCACAUUUAGUCAAGAGUACACAGGAAGCGUUGUUAAGAAAAGAGAUAGAAUUGCAAGCACAUUUAAAACACCCACAUAUAGCAUGCAUGUAUACGUGGUUUCAUACAAGCAGUCAUGUCUUUUUUGUUAUGGAAUAUUGCUCUAACGGAGAUCUUUUUACAUACUUAAAUGAGCAUGGACCCUUUUGUGAGAAAAAAGUAGCAGAGAUGCUGUUUGAAAUAAUAUGGGCUAUAAGAACAUGUCAUGAUAAGAGAAUAGCACAUUUAGAUUUGAAACCUGAGAAUGUUUUAGUAAAUCAUGAAGAGAAAUGUAAACUAGCUGAUUUUGGUUUAUCAGCUCAUAUAGGAUCUAAACAUAAAAAAAAAGGUAUAUCUCAUUAUAGAGGGACACAUGAUUAUUGGUCACCUGAACAAUGUGCAAGACAUCAAAAGAAGAAACAGAAUUUUGGUGAAUUCGAUCAGAAAACAGAUAUAUGGACCUUAGGAAUUUUAGCUUUUGAAUUAAAAUUUGGUAGACCUCCAUUCGGAUCAACAAAUGAAGAAAGAGAAAAUGUUAUUAUGAAUAGAAUACAAGAUUAUCAUUGGAGUCAAUUAUUCUGUGAAAAAGUAAAACAAGAUUUAAUUGAUAAAUUAUCACCAGAAUUUAAAGAUUUCUUAAAUUUAUGUCUAGAUAAAAAUCCAAAAAAAAGACCCACAGCAGAAUCAUUAAUUCAACAUCCUUUUAUUUUUAUUCAUAAUAAAAAUAGAUCAUGCAUCAAAUCUUAUGCGACUCAACCUAGGGGUAAGCAAGGUCCAAAGUUAAGUCACAAGGGAUUUAAUGAGCAAGACGGGUCCUUCUUAACUCCCAUCUGGUUUCACAAUAAAUAA
This is a messenger RNA of Plasmodium adleri (nom. inval.), 1062 nucleotides long. RefSeq names its product aurora-related kinase 1. Gene Ontology annotation, biological process: protein phosphorylation. Gene Ontology annotation, molecular function: ATP binding; protein kinase activity. The transcript is spliced from 4 exons. NCBI's taxonomy places the organism in Eukaryota, Apicomplexa, Aconoidasida, Haemosporida, Plasmodiidae. The record is from RefSeq and is a predicted model, not a curated record. Bases 1 to 1062 code for a protein of 353 amino acids.